AGUGUUGUCCUUGAUGUCUGCGUUGCAUCUGUGCAGUGAGAGUCGUUGAGCGCCACAGCCAGCAGAAGCGCUUGCUGUGUUACUAUGGCUCAGUUUAAAUACUGGAGGCGCGUGUCUUCUCGUUUCUAAAACACACUCGGUAGUUGAACUUCAUUUAUUUGUUGUUCAUUUGGGCAAUUAACGCUCCUCGUUGCAACCCACUAAUUAGUUUUUCGACUGGUAGAAUUUGGGAUUAAAAUGGUCAUCAAGGUUUACAUCGCCUCCUCAACCGGCUCGGUCGCGGUAAAAAAGCAUCAGCGGGCAGUCGUGGGUUUCUUGGAGGCCAAUCGUAUCAGCUUCCAGGAAGUAGACAUCACCAUGCUGGAGGAGCAGAGGCUCUGGAUGUACCGCAACAUCCCCAGAGACAAGCAUCCGGUGAAGGGCAACCCACUGCCUCCACAGAUAUUCAACGAGGAUCGCUACUGCGGGGACCAUGAAGACUUCUUCCAGUCGAAGGAGGACAACGCUGUGUUGACAUUCCUCGGGCUCGCUUGCCAACCCUCGGUGAAAGAUUCUGAGUCAUAGCCACGAUCAAACUGCUGGUACACGAGGACCCAGGAGCCUUAAAAUAUGGAGAUGAAAACCACAUGGCUUCCUGUGUUGCAUCACCUCUUCUCACGUGGUCCUCCUGCUAGGGUGCCAGCCUGUUGCCAAACAUCAGACCCCACGGAUUUCACCCUGUGUGACCUCUCCUGACUCUUUACACACUCCAAUCACUUUAGUGUCCUCCAAGAAGUGUCUGAUUCUCUAGAUAGACUUAUUCACAGAAGAAGGGGAUUGACUUCACGAUGGAUGCAUUUGUGUUUCCUUUUCAUGUUUAAUACACUGUGGCAGCAACCACCGGCAGUAGCAUACAUUCUGUGCAAAUUAGGUGUCGCAGCUUUUGCAUCAGCUGCUUUAGGUCAUUAUACAACGCAGUGAAUGGGGAAAGAACGAAGAACCAGCACACAAGUCACAUGAAUACAUUGUUUGUGUAUAUGCCUUAGUAUGUGUGUAAGUUUGAGUCUGUUUUAAUUAGUCGCUGUUAAUGAAGUGUGUGUGGUGUGUGUGUGAAUGCUUUCCCUGAGGUGACACUGCAGUUUACCACAAAGCAGAUGAAUCCUAAAACAUAUGAGGGAUGGACAUGAUACCUAAUAUCAUUGCCAGCCUUGUCGUCACUGUCAUCAAAACCAACCUUGUACUUGUAUCAUUCCACUGCCAAAAUACUUUGAUUAAAGGACAGGGUGGCAGUUAUUAUAUGUAUUUUUUUUUAAAUAUCCUAUAGUCUAUAAAUUCAAUAAAAAGAUCAAAACAAACCAACAAUAUGUUAGUCUCAUAGUACGUUUGGGCUUCUCUACCCCGUCUGUGGCACUCGGCCCUUAGCCUGUAAAUUCUUUUUGAUUGUUUAAGUCUUUAUAAAUAUGGUUUCAAAUGUAUAGUUUCAUGUUUUAAAAGGCAACGUAGUUCCAUAAAACCGCAGGGCACGGUAGUUUUUAGCAAAUGUUACUCAAACAGAAGUAAACGGCGCAUUUGUAGGAAUAAUACACAUGUGGUGCUCUAAUAAGUAUUUACAGCAGCAGGACAGUGUUUGUGGGCAACAUAUACUACAUUAGGUUAAAUAGAAUAAAGGUAAAUGGGCACUUUGGUCCAAUAAUUGUUGGUUUUGGUCUUUUCAUGGCAUUUGUUAACAGCAUGUAAAACAGUGCCGGCUUUAUCCUCUAAUCCAGGACGCUGUAUAGACAAAGCAUGGUUACAAACACGGUCAUGUGAGCCAUAGGACUGCCCUUCCCAGAUGAUUACUCCAAAGCCUUAUCAGACCGAGGACAGGAGAUAAGAAAUGAUAACGUAUUGCUCCGAGAUAAUCAAAGUUGCAAAGCUGCGCACAGGCAGACCUCGACUCGGCUUCCCCUGCUGUCUCCCCUUCUCUGUGCUGUAUAGAUUUACAAAUGGCCGAGUGAACCGACGCUGACAUGUGAGCACACGGCCCUCUGUGUGUUUCAUGAAAGGAACAUAGAGGUUUGAUGCUGCUGCGUCAUGGCCAGCCCGCAGUCACGUCCUCCAAAUCUGUAUUUCACGUCCUCGGUCCCCAUCUCCUACACUGAUUAUGUCUCUCGUCCUUAUUAAAUUAUCAUGGGGGGUUCACUAAUUCCUUUAUGUCUACACAUGAAGGCCAAACACAAACAGGUGCACCCUCGCAAGCCAUUCUUCCCUAAAUGUCGUGCCAUCAUGUGAAAAGGAUGUCAUUUUAUUACUUAUUUUAAAUAAUGCCGGGGGCAUCGAUGUACUCACGGCAUUCCUCUACGGCUGAGUUGUGUCCUUGUGUUUUGAAAUAAUGUGUUGUGAUUUUUGUUUGUGAACGAUAUGCUAACUAAAUGUACCGGAUGUAACGUGAGCUAUGUUUGGCCUCUCGCUCCGUGACUGUCGUGCUUUAUUGCAGCAUUUGUUCUGUUUGUAACAGGGUUGUGAGAGUUAUUCUCAACGGCACUUGAAAGCAUGCCGUUUUCUAAGUAAAUUUGCGUGAGUAUUUUUCAUACGGUCAUGUCAUACUACAACAUAGAACAUUAGCACUACACACAAAAGUAGAAGGCCUAUUUGUCAUCCUUUUUGUAGAGGUUGUUUUAUGUGAUGCAGGAAACUGAACUCUAAUCUUACAUCAGCAUAUAAAAUCCACUGUACCUUCCUAGUGACUAAAUAAUAAAAACACUCAACACCUGUAUCUUAAUUUGAAUAGAACUACAGCAUUAAAGCAUUUCAACCCACUUCUGAAAUGUUCCAUGCUUUUCAAGGUCCGAAUACUACAAACAUAAAUGUAGCAACUGUAAAGUUGACCCGUUGUAAUUUAAUCAAAAGACACUGAACUGAGAUUUCCUCAUUAAAAGAUCUGUUCCUCUUUAAGUUAAGGGACGAUAAUCCUGCUUGUGACAUGAUCGUCCUGAGUUGUACGGUCAUUUCCAUUUAGAGAAUGAUGCAAAUCUUUGUGUCUGUAAUGAUUUACCCAGACAUCAAUAUGUGCUUAACCUGCUGUCCAGACCUCACUAGCAUCAGUUCUGUCAUCAGAGAAUACUGAUUAUUAUACAGUCGUGAGGAGACUAGCUUGGAGUGAACAGGUGAACAGGUACACCAUCAUUAGUAAAAACAUGUGGGCUUUCUUAUGUCAAAUGUGUGUUGUAAAGAAUGCUCAUAAUAAACCAACUCAAAAUGAACACGACAGCUCAAUUUCGCUACACAUUUCUUUGAGAGUGUUUCUCUCCUCCUUUAGAACAUAAAUAACAUACUUGAUUGUGCGUUGUACAUGAAAUAUGUGGAAUACAAGAUGUGAGUGAGCGUGUACUUCAAAUAAAGUGACAAAACUG
Cyclopterus lumpus (lumpfish) is the source of this 3371-nucleotide messenger RNA. RefSeq names its product SH3 domain binding glutamate-rich protein like 2 (gene sh3bgrl2). The record is from RefSeq and is a predicted model, not a curated record. Gene Ontology annotation, cellular component: cytoplasm. NCBI's taxonomy places the organism in Eukaryota, Metazoa, Chordata, Actinopteri, Perciformes, Cyclopteridae. Bases 238 to 564 code for a protein of 108 amino acids. The transcript is spliced from 4 exons.